AUGGCUACUCGAGGCCCAACAGGCACCCGCGGUGGGAACAACCGAUUUGCGCAAUUCAAGCUGGUGUUACUGGGAGAGUCUGCGGUCGGAAAGAGUUCGCUGGUACUCCGGUUCGUAAAGGAUCAAUUCGAUGAUUUCAGAGAGUCAACAAUCGGCGCGGCCUUCCUUACCCAGACGAUUUCCCUCGACGAUAAUACCACUGUGAAAUUCGAGAUAUGGGACACCGCCGGACAAGAGAGAUAUAAGUCGCUUGCACCGAUGUACUACAGAAAUGCAAACUGCGCUGUUGUGGUUUACGAUAUUACACAAGCCGCAUCAUUGGAUAAGGCGAAGCAAUGGGUGAAGGAACUUCAAAGACAGGCAAAUGAAAACAUCAUCAUUGCUCUCGCUGGAAACAAGCUCGAUUUGGUUACUAGUCAACCCGACAAGCGUGCCAUCAGCACAGCAGAUGCCGAGGCAUAUGCAAAAGAGGCCGGACUUCUAUUCUUCGAGACUUCGGCAAAGACAUCAGAGAAUGUCAGGGAACUAUUCACAUCGAUCGCAAAGAAGCUUCCAUUAGACCAGGCUGGCCCAAGGAAUCCAAGAUCUGGAGGACGAGGAGUAGAGUUGAAACCAGAGAACCCAUCUACACAAGGACAAGGCCCUUGUGCAUGUUAG
Molecule: messenger RNA, 657 nt
Organism: Cadophora gregata
Lineage: Eukaryota; Fungi; Ascomycota; Leotiomycetes; Helotiales; Ploettnerulaceae
Gene: YPT52
Product: GTP-binding protein of the rab/ypt
Exons: 5
Coding region: 1-657 (218 amino acids)
Molecular function (GO): GTPase activity; GTP binding
Source: RefSeq, a predicted model, not a curated record